This is a messenger RNA of Hymenoscyphus albidus, 1872 nucleotides long. The record is from the annotation of a GenBank genome assembly. NCBI's taxonomy places the organism in Eukaryota, Fungi, Ascomycota, Leotiomycetes, Helotiales, Helotiaceae.
AUGCCUCAGCAUGACUGCUUCUGUGCGAUAUGUAGUGCUUCAGUCUGGUGCGCUACGAUCCGUCAACGCAAAGCAGAAGGGGAUAAAAGCCCCGAACUCAAAGAGGAUGAUGAAUCUGAGAGGGGUUAUGAUCCAGAGAUCGUAAGCAAGGAAGAUGUCGACUGGAUAGAAAAAUUGCAUAUCCUCGGUUUCAACUCGCAAGCACCCGGCGUAAGUAAGUAAGUAUCGCAGGGCCAAAUUCAAAUUGAACCAUAUUAACUCGUUUGCUAGGGCAUUUGUGUCGGGUUGGGUGUGGUGGGAUAUUUAUUUUGAUACAAUUAAGGUCACAGAAAGCGGUGAUCCAAACUUCCCAGAUGAUUACGUAGAUGAACGAGGAUUUCGUUGAUAUGUUAGUUAUGACAAUGACCCCGAGGAUAUUGUUUUCCCUUUUCACUGGUCCUGUUACAAAUUGUUCGCCAGAUGUUUGACUAGAUCUACCAUCGAGGACGAGGACGUGUUCGAUAAUAUUGACAAGGACCUUCUGUAUAAAAGUAAGUCCUAUCUGAGUUUAUUUCUCCCUCCCAACGCAUUCCGUGGAGGUUGAGUUACCUCUUCCUUUCUGGACGUUUCUUAGUCCUUUGGAUUUUUCUCUCCAUACAGUGUGGACAUAAUCUUCUUUGGAAAAACUGACAAGCAAGUCGUCAGUCAUGUCGAAGUUAUGCAAUUGUUACCCAGGGCCCUUUGAAAUUGAAUUAUGGCGAACCAGCUCCUACAAUUGAUGGUUUCGAGGACGCAUUUUCAGGACAGGAGCUUUUUGUCGUCUUUCCAUUGAGCACACCUACUCUCCAAAGUGCUAUUGAGGCUAUAGUCGAAAGCAACAAUUUCACUAUUCCACGUUCUAGCGAUAAUAUUGGAUUAUGUGUCAAGCAGGAUGACUUUUCAAAGCUUCCUUCAGAGCUCAUCCACAAGAUUGUGGAUAUGCUCCCUGCAGAGCCUCUACUCAUGCUUUCAAGAGCUUCUUGGACCGUAACCUGUGUUCUCAGAAACAACGAAUGCUUUUGGAUGCAAAGAAUUAGAUGCGACUUGCUGUGGUUUUUUGAGUUGCAAUACCUACUAGACUCUCCUGAUACCUUCCAAGGAAAAGAUUUGAAAGGGAUGUUCCUUUGGGCACAUGAAACAAGUAGAUCAAGGAUUUGGAUGAAGAGCCCUUUUCUGGGUCUUGCAAACCGACGACGAAUCUGGGGCGUUCGUGAGCAGCUAAAGGAGGAAUAUCUUUCUGAGCUUAAGCAGAUCAAAGAUGGACUAGAGCCCAAUUGCGUCAAGAUUACGAUUCAGGAGAGAUCUGCGUGUGUGCACUCUCCUGUGGUUUGCUCUCCUAUUCCAGAGAGAAAAAAAGGGAGCGCAGUCUGUUGGGUUCAUUCAUGGGAGGAUGUAUUCAUAAAACCAAAGGUUCUGGAAAUAUUCUGGUCAUCCGAAGGCUCGUUGGUGGGGUUAUCUUUAGCUCCUGAGAAUGAAAGACGCUUGUUUGGAACGGACGACAAAACCAAAGGAGUGUUUAAAGAGUUCAUAGAAGUUGAGAGCGGGGUUUGGAUCACAGGGUUUGUUCUUCACAUACCGGUGUUUGAAGACAAGCACUUCUGGAACGAACGUGAGAUGAGGAAAAAGGUAACCUCUAUUAGAGGAUUGACUGUGAGCCAUCGUUUUCCCUUUCACCUUAGAUUUAAAUUGGACUAAUACGUACUCUAGGUCAUUAAUAAUACUGGAAAGUCCUCCUGCUUUGGAUCUACACAACAGGGUCAUGCAAGACUCCCUUUACUGGGCGCAAGCUCCCAUUUUAUAAAUGGAAUCAGUGGUCAGAUGAGCGUGCGUAUCAUCCUUGUUUUCAUUUCAUAA